Molecule: messenger RNA, 7966 nt
Organism: Sinocyclocheilus rhinocerous
Lineage: Eukaryota; Metazoa; Chordata; Actinopteri; Cypriniformes; Cyprinidae
Product: FERM and PDZ domain-containing protein 4-like
Exons: 16
Coding region: 349-5511 (1720 amino acids)
Cellular component (GO): cytoskeleton
Molecular function (GO): protein binding
Source: RefSeq, a predicted model, not a curated record
UGUCUGCGUUCAGAUGAAGGAUUAAACUGGUCCCUAUCCUGAUAGCAUCUAGCACCGACACGCAUCCCAAACAUCAUACCGCAACUGUCCGUCCCGUCUGAAUCAGCCGGAUCCACCUGCUCCCUUCAUCCCGUGCUGGCUCUCCAUCGCUGGACCGCACCGGUCCACACCCCCGGACCGGACCGGUGUCCUUUCAAACCACGAGAUCAGUUCUCAUUGGUCCUGAUGGUUGUGAGGGCCCGCCUCCGCCACCUCUCAACCAGUCCGCACAAGAGAGAUGUGACAGCCAAUCACACGCUGAGAUUUCUGCAUUCUGGAGCUGUUCGGACACAAGCCACACCCAGUUAGAUGGAGGAGCGAGAAAGAAGCAGAAGUCGAUCUCCAGGCAGGGUCGGUCGGGUGGAGCAGGUGGUGGGGAAAUGGCUGCGCCGCUCUCGAGACUCUCUCAGCAGGGAGCGUAUUUUAGGAGGCAGGAGGUCGCGCUCUGGGGAUUCGGGCCAGCAGAACUUCCCUGUGAAGGUAACAGUGGAGGUGAUCAGAGACGCUGUCCUGGACUCCCAUGGAUUCACUCUCUCAUCACAGCACCCCCUGCUGGUCAGGGACGUCACUCCAGGAGGCCCAGCAGACGGUCAGCUUUUUCCUGGAGAUCAAAUCCUAAAAGUGAACAAUAAGGCCAUAGAAGAUCUUUCGCCUGAAAACGUGGAGCAGAUGAUUAGGGAUUGCCAGGACUCUGUAACCAUGACGAUCCUCAGAAAUAUGGCGAAUCCUAAGUCUUCAUUCAUAACCGCAGAGAAGAGAGCUCGUCUGAGAAGAAACCCCAUUAAAGUGCGCUUUGCAGAGGAGGUGGUCGUCAAUGGACACACUCAGGGAAACUCUCUUCUCUUCCUGCCCAACGUUUUGAAGGUGUACCUGGAGAACGGCCAGACCAAAGCCUUCAAAUUUCACAAGACCACCACUGUCAAGGAUAUCGUGUUGACUCUGAAAGAGAAGCUGUCCAUUCGAUGUAUUGAGCAUUUUGCACUGGUGCUAGAACAGCAAUAUAACAUCACCAAACUACUGCUGCUGCACGAGGAGGAGCUCAUACAAAAGGUGGCACAGAAGAAGGAUUCUCAUGACUACAGGUGUCUGUUCAGAGUCUGUUUCAUUCCCAGAAACCCAAUGGACCUCCUGCAGGAUGAUCCUGUAGCCUUUGAGUACCUCUUUCAGCAGAGUGUGGGAGAUGUGUUACAGGAACGCUACGCUGUAGAGAUGAAAUGUAACACAGCACUGAGACUAGCCGCUUUGCACAUGCACGAGACACUGGCGAGCUGUGGCCAGACGAUGAGAGCAUCUGUUAAGAGCAUUGUUGAGUGCAUUGAAUUGUGGGAUGCUGUAUUCUAUGCAGUGUGCUCUGGUUAUAUCCUGCACAUUUUAACAAAUGUAGUGGACAACUGGGUUUUCUAUGCCAACCAUAAAUUUGCAUACUGUGCACAUUAUACAUACUAUGUACUGCAGCAGUUGAAAGACCACUUUUCUUUUUCCUGUCCUUGUUUUUCUUACUUCAGUCAUAAUGAAAAUAUAUUUGUUUGUCUUUUCCAUUUACCUCUCUCACUCUUUCAGGUGAUUUCUGUGUCUCAGGCUCGUUUGGCUUAUCUGACCCAGAUGGCGGAGCUGAUUUCAUACAGCGGGAGAAGCUACAACGCCACCAUGCUGUUGCAGGACAAGGAGUCGUUGGUGAGUUUGCUGGUGGGAGCGAGAUAUGGGAUCAGCCAAAUACUAAACCACCAGCUCAACAUGAUCUCCACCAUCAUAGACUUCCACUACAUCACCCGAGUAGAGGUGCUCUCAGAGUCCGACAGAGUCAGCAUGCUCAAGAUUUACCUGCAGGACAUCCAGCCUAUAGCCUUGUUGAUGGAAUCCGUAGCAGCUAAAGAUCUGGCCUGCCUCCUGGCUGGAUACUGCAAACUGCUGGUGGACCCCAAUAUCAAUGUGUUCCGCUGGGGACCCAGACCUAAAAUGCGACGCAUUCCAGCAGAAGAAGGGUAUGUUUAUCGGUGUGGAAGUGAUUCAGGAGACAGUUCAGAGGAUGACUACGCCAUGGAGGGACUGCUGGACACUCAGCUGUCAGAGGACACUAUGUCCACUCAUACAAAUGAUGGCACGGAGGAAGGAGAGGAAGCUGAGGGGAAAAGUGAAGCAGAUGCAGAAAAGGUCAGAGUGAUUGUAAUGCAUCCCUUUUUAGAGGUCGAAGGAGAUGAGGCGAGCAAGAGAGAGUCUGUUGGAGAUGAGGAUUAUGCCAUGACAAUGGAUUCCCUUUUGGAGACAGGUUGGUACUCGGACCCUCGAGUCAACAGCAGCUUUUCCAGUUUGUCUAGUAACUCGCUAAAUGCACUGGAGGAGAGUAUUAAGGCAGCCAUUGGUGGGCUUGGUCAUAUGGAUGUGUCUCUGGAAGAGAAACCCAGUUCUGGUCUUGUCUCUGGUGCAUCGAGUCUGAAUGUCCACCACCCUUUCCUCCUGGAGGUGCCAGAGCAUUUGGAUGAGAGAGGCAGUUCAAACAAACUCAGACGACCUUCAGACCUGACCUACAAUGAUUACUCAGUUCUGCGCUUCUCUGAGCUCUCACAAAUGUCUGACAGCUUGCCAAGCCCACCUGCGGCCAGCGAUGAUGCAUUGAGUGAGGAGGAUGAGGAUGAUGAAGGAGGAGACAGUGGAAAAGACGGUCGCAUUUCCGCCAUGUCAGCAGAAUUUGAGGCUGUGUUAGCUUCUUGUACCCCUAACAGCAUAAAUGCUAAAUUAGCAGGAGUGAACUUUCAGGCACUCUUCACCAGGAUUCACAACCAUCCAGCAUGUAGACAAGAGAGAAACAGCUUCCCACAGAAAAAGACAAAUAAAGCUAAACAACAGGGACCAUCUUCAAAAUUAACAGCACAAUAUGUGCUGAUGAGAGCUGUGAACACAAAUGUCCCUGAAAAAUCAAAGGACUCCAGAGACAGUUGUUCAGAAUCUGAGGAUGAAUUUUUUGAUGCCCAAGAUCGAUUUACCCCUCCCAUCAAAGAGAAAUGCCUCACAGAGAAAACCUCAGAUUCUGAGAACAAACAUCCUUCUUUUAGUGACCUUAAGGUUAGUGUGGACAAGACAAAAGCUCCGGAAUCCAAAGACAAAAAAGAGAAGGACAGUGCCACACCAGAGAACCUCAAAGAAAACCCUUCUCUUGCCAACCAUUUCACCCCUGCAAUCCCUGAGUCUAAAAACCCUGAACUGGAGGUCCAUCAGCCCUCACUGAUUUUUCUCCCUAAACCUACACCUGUGGAACCUAAAUCUUUAUCUGCUAACCACUCCACGGGGCAGAAAGCCCAGCACUGCAAUGGAGACGUCCCUGGUCGAAAUCCACACUUAUCAUCGCAGCUUCUAGAGAUGGAGCCAGACACCAUGGAGUUUAAACCAGUCACAGGGCCUGGACCACCAAUGUCUUCCUCAUUAAUUACGGCUGUACGCCAAUCUGCCUUUCCCCAACAGACCUUAGUACACCCAGAGAAUGUUCAAAAUGGACCCAGACCACAAAAUGGAAUAUCUGACCAGGUCCCGGCCAGUCUAGAAAAAGAGAUUACUCCAAAUCAUGUGGAUCUUGAAGGACUUGACAGUCAAGAUAUUAAGCCAAAUCAGAAAGAGCCAACAAAUGCCAAAGGAACAACUGAAUUUGAGAAAAUAACAGCAGACAGCAAGAGUCCUCUACAACAACAAUCAUCAGACUCUCUUGAAACCAGAAAAUCAGAAAAUAAAGUGCCCCAGAUGAACACAAAGCCCCCAAUACCUCCCAAGCCAUCAUUCAUUGGUUUACAGCCAUCCACAAAGGCAGUUAAUGCCCAGUCACAAAAACCUGAGGAAAAGACAAAAGUUCCCCCCAAUGGUCUUUCUCUACACCCCUGGUCUCAGAGAAAUGGUACCAGUACCUCCCCACCCUCUACACUGAGUAAGGGUGUUUCUCUAAGUCAUGAGAACCUAAGAACUGAACUAAAGGCUGAAAGCUCUACAGUCAAACCGACAAGUGCUUCAACCACUCCUACCCCAUCUCCAUCUCCCUUACCUUCUCCUUCAGUUCAGUCUAUAAAUAUUGUUCCUGAAGAUCCAGCUCAAACUGGGACUAGCUUCCCCAGCAGAACAGGCUCGUCCGGACGUCUGUCUGCCACAGCCUUGCGGGGAAAAAUUCAGGAUAUGCCCUGGUACCUCACCCGUUCCCAAGAGAUCUUGGGGACAGUAGCACUCAGCAACACUAUUUCAUCGACAGGCAAUAAAACAACCAUUGCAACAGAUGUUAAUCAUGAAUCCAAGAAGGUAUCUCCCAAAGCCACUUCAGUGCCAUCUUUGAUUGACUGGAAAGAGAAAGAUGCUGAAGUAGUCAUUGUGAAGCUCAAAGAUGGACCUGAGGAAGUGACCCCAACUCCCGUGAAGGACACCAACAGGAAACCUCCAACAUCAUCAAGCCAUCCUGACCUGAGGCAGAAAUUGUCCACAGAAGCUAACGAGUUGCACAGGCAUUUUGGGACCUGCAGGUCCGAACAACCUCAGUCACACAAAGGUAACCCUUCAGAGAUUCGACUUGACAAUGAUUCUUCUCUAUCCUCCGCAAGUCCUUCCCAUCAUGAUGCAUGUGGCUGCCAUACCGUUUAUGCCAACUGUUUCAGCGGAGAUACAGAGGAAAACUGCAGCUUUGAUGAUGAUCUGACUGUUUAUGAGUUCUCCCGUCGAAACCGGAUCAGUAAACCACCUCAACCCACCCCGGUUCCUUCCCCUGCAACCCUCUCUGGUCCCUCACCAAAUGUUCUCUCCCUACUCAGAGAUUCCCCUCGUCCCCUAUCCUCAUCCUCAGAACUCAGUCCACUCCUGGUCCCACCCAGACCUCUGGAAUCUCUGCCUUUAGACCGUGGACCAAUAAAUAAUCCGCUCCACUUUCUGCAAGGCCACCAUUAUGCUACCGGUCAGAAAGGUACAGGGCUUAAAGACGGCUAUGCCUGUUUGCAGCGAGAUAUUGAUGAACUUCUUUUGGUUUUGAAGAAAGGACCUUCUGUAGUAUACCCUCCAACCCACAAGGGGGAAUGCGAAAAUGGCAAUGUGAAUGGGAAUUUGCUUUCAGAGACAGAAAGAUGCCUGGUUCAGGCAGAGGCACGGAGAUUGGCGUCAGGAUGUCAGAGAGCCACACGGGUAGGAUGGGCACCUGACGAUGCUCUUCUAUCCCUCGGUAACAGUUUUGGAGCUCUAGUGCAACUUACCUCAACCUGCAUGCGAGUUCCCUGUUCGGAUUGUGGAGGGUGUCAUGGGGAUAUUGAUGCAGAUGAGGCCUUGAGGAAGCUCGAGGAGAUUGUGGACCUGUAUAAGGAGUUUGUAGGUGCUGUAGAGACGGCUAGAGAGGGCGAAGGUGUCAGGCUCUUAGCCAAGCAGUGUACGGUUCUUAUUUCAACCGUCUUCUCACUAACACAACUGUUUCGGACACGAACACCAGACAUAGACAAUGGAAAUGUACCUCUGAACUUUUAAAUUUUACCUUCCGGCACCCUCUUAAGGGACUGUAGAGUGUGAGCAUAGAAUUGUACUUAACGUAGCGAUGCCUUUCUGGCAUCUAAAAACUUUUGUGUGCUGGCACACAAGAAUAAUAGUAAGUGCCGUGAACGUACACACACAGUAAGCAAACUAACAUGUCAGAACUGUUAUGUGUUAACCUGUUUGUCUUGCCAAGUCUCCCUAUAAAUGUAGUGGAAUUAUGCAUUCAGACAUAGCUAUUUUCUAACGGUUCUUUAAUUCCUGAUGUAUGUACAGUAUGUAGUAGGUAUUUAUUUUUUACAUAUAGUAUAUGCGCACCGUGGUUUCUAACCGACUAUACCUGUAUUUUGUUUGUUUUUUGUUGUUUUUUUGUUGGGUAUAUGUGAAUCCCUACCUCUUGCUCUAAUAACUGAGAUAAACAGUGUUAUGAAGCUUCACUUGUUUUCAUGUUUAGUUUAGUCAUGCUGCUCUUUACAGAUUGAAGGAAGAAAGUGAAUGGACACUCCACUAACCCCUAACAAUAGAUGCUGGGACAAACACUAAGAAGCCCAAAUACUUAUGCAGUAACGUUUCACAGGACUAUCCAAAGGACUUUCACUUCAUUUUGUCUAUGAUACCUUUCUGGCUGUAGAAUGAGAGUUGAUGGCAAUAGAAGUGCGGCAGUUUGGCAUUUUUCUACCUGUAUGUCGGUGUGUCAAGUUUGGCUUUUGAUGUUAGUUUUUAUAUUGGCCUACCAGCAGACUGUUAACCACAGAGAUCAGUGUGGUCCAAAGACAUAAUAGCACAAUUGGGGCAUUUACACAACAACAGUGUCAUUAUAUUACUGUAGCACCCUGUAAAACCAAUCCCAAUGAUAGCCAAACCACACAAUUUCUCACUCGUCUGUCAUUUUUGACUAUGCAAGCAUCACGAUUUGUAUCCACAUUUUUCCACAUAUUAUACUUUCUUAAAUUUUAUACAUAUUAAUACAUACAUAAUUUUCCAUUUGUUAUGAAUCACUAAUAUUUCGCUUUAGAGGACUUCCCUGACAAACCUAGGCCUUAUAUUUUAUCUUGGAAGAUUGUUGUGAAAGCUUGUUUGAUUGCAUCAUUAUGCAAAUACAGCGUAUAUAUUUAUUUUGCCUUCUGUUUAUUUAAACAAAAGGUUCAGUUGGAAAUGUUCUUUCUUCCACUUUUGUAAGUGGUGAACAGCACCAUAUUUAGCAUACAUUAAAUAGUUUACUCAUUAGUAAAAAUCAUCUUUGAGUAAGGCCAGAAACAUACUCCAUGCAAGUAUGUGAAUGCAAAUUCUUCUGGCGAAACCAGCUCAAUUUCAUUGCGUAACACAUAAUGCAGAGCAAGUUGCGUUGCCUUCUUUGCAAUAUUGCAGUGGGUGGUGUAGUGAGCACUGGCAUAAACUGCCUACUAUCAUGGCAGAGGAAACUCUUGCCGAGCAUGUUUAAAGCUGGCUACCUGAAUAAAAACACAUCUGAAGACAUCUGAAGCCUCCUUGAGUGCUGAGUUUGUUUAGAACUGCACAAUUGCAAUGCAUCGUUCAAGCCUUCAAAUCUGCAUUUCUGCACUUGCAUGGAAUGUUUCUGGUCUAAGAAUGACGAUUUUAGAUUUGGCUGUCAUAUUCACAAAAAAUAUGAUUGGGGAGACUAUAAAAGAUCUACGCUUGGAAUUUUGAAUACUUGAGCCCUGGUGAUUCAGUUGCCCUUUGUUCCUGAUCUCAGACCAGUAUUUUGUCGUAGAAAGGUAAAGGGUGAAAAUUCUCACUGGCUGUUUCUAGAUCAGGUUUCAAAAGGCAACAUGCACCUACAAUACAUAAACAAUUAAGUUGCCCAGAUCACAUGACCAAACUUGAGGUCAGUGGAUGGAUUAUGACAUCAUCCUUGUUCAGUUCAAUUACUUGACAUUAGAGAAGUGCUUACAGAUGGCAAGAAUAUCACCCAAAUUGGACACAUCCCUCCCAAUAAACACACAGACUGCCAGAUUGUGGUUAUCAAGUCAGAAAGCUAGUUUGCAUGAAGAGAAACGUCAUGAGAAGGUAAGAGACAAAUAUGUUGUUAUUAUUCAGUCUUUUCAAAGGAACCAUUUUGAUAUCGAACUAUCAGAGAGCAAACUUAUUUCUGUAUUAAAUCUUCCUGUCAUAUGAAGGUUCUAAGAAUGACGAAGACUAAAUGGAACUGCCUUUGCAUUUGAAGCAAAUAUGAAGCAAAAAAAACGAUAAGGGCCAUUUGUAUUGAGAUGUAUGCAGACGAUUGUGUUUCAAAGUGCACAAAAUAAAAUCUUAAAUGUGGCUGUACAUGAAUAUAAAGGCAAAUAUGUGAAUGAAAUGAGAAGGGACAAUCGAGAAUCUGGUUUGCAUUCCCUCUACUGUGUUCAUGAUAAUAAAGGUUUGAUUUUGAAUGACAAAUACUGUGGAUCUAAUGCAUUUUUUUGUGUUGUGUGGCUUUUUCAUUUUCUUUUAG